Pollicipes pollicipes is the source of this 2065-nucleotide messenger RNA. Its product is annotated as 3-phosphoinositide-dependent protein kinase 1. The coding region runs from base 251 to 2008 and encodes 585 amino acids. The record is from RefSeq and is a predicted model, not a curated record. Gene Ontology annotation, molecular function: protein serine/threonine kinase activity; ATP binding. The transcript is spliced from 13 exons. Gene Ontology annotation, biological process: peptidyl-serine phosphorylation; intracellular signal transduction. Lineage: Eukaryota; Metazoa; Arthropoda; Thecostraca; Pollicipedomorpha; Pollicipedidae.
CGGCGGCAGUGGACCGCGUGCGGCACGGGCCGGUGCGGGCGCGGCAGCAGCGCCGGACGAGGUGGUGACGCGGGCGCCGGCGACUGGGCCCUGCCGCGGUGAACGGAGCCGGCGCCGACGCGCUUGGCAUGUGUUGAUAGAGGCCCGGGUAGCGCGGUUGCGCCGUGUUGAUACAGGCCGGCGCUGCCCUGGUGACAGCGAGGCCCCUGAGCACGGCCCCAGCUCGGCGCGAGGCCCCGAGCUCGCGCCGAUGGAGUUCAUUCGCCGGUGGUCGGUGGGCUCCUCCCGGAAGCGGUCUUCGCGCUCAGGUGGCGACCCGAUGUCAGGAGCCACGGACAGCCGGGUGCCGGCUACCGGCGACGCCGAGCCGACCUCGGCGUCGACCCCGGCCGUGACCCCGGCCGUGACCCCGGCGCCGGCCGGUGGCACGCCGGCCCGGCCGGCCACGCGCCGCUCACCGCAGGACUAUAGAUUCGGCAAGGAGAUCGGCUGCGGCAGCUUCUCCACCGUCUACAUCGGCAAGGACAUACACAUCGACCGCGAAGUGGCCAUCAAGGUGUGCGAGAAGCGGCACAUCAUCAAGGAGCGCAAGGCCGAGUACGUGAAGCGCGAGCGAGACAUCCUCAACCACCUGAGUCAGCACGCGCGCCGUGACUGCCCCUUCUUCGUGCGGCUCUUCUGCACGUUCCAGGACUCGGAGCGACUCUACUUUGUGCUGACGCUGGCCAAGCGGGGCGAGAUGCUGGAGCACCUGACCAAGGUGGGCACCUUCGACCUCGCCGUCAGCCGGUUCUACGCCGCCGAGCUGGUGCACGCCGUGGAGCACCUGCACCGGGUCGGCGUCAUACACAGGGACUUGAAGCCGGAAAACGUCCUGCUGGACGAGCAGAUGCACAUCAAGAUCUCGGACUUUGGCUCGGCCAAGAUGGUGACGCGGGAGGAGGGGCGCCAGCUGAUGCAGGGACGCCUCGGCCUGGCCGACGCCGCCGACGACUCCGACGCCACCAACGUCGCCAACGCCGCCAACGCCGCCAACGCCGCUGGCGACGACGGGCCGGCCGCCGACCCGGAGCGUCCGGUGCGGGCCCGCACCAACAGCUUCGUCGGCACGCCCGAGUACGUGUCGCCCGAGCUGCUGCAGGAGAAGACGACCUCGCACGCCAGCGAUCUCUGGGCGCUGGGCUGCAUCCUCUACCAGAUGGUGGCCGGCCUGCCCCCCUUCCGCUCCAGGAGUCAGUACUUAAUAUUUAAGAAGAUCCUGGCGCUGGACUACGUCAUCCCGGACGACGGCUUCCCAGAGGAGGUGGCUGAUCUCGUCCGGCGCCUGCUGGUGCUGGAGCCGGCCAAGCGUCUGGGCGCGGACGACUCCGGAGACGGCUACCCGUCCAUCAAGGCGCACCGCUUCUUCGCCGGUGUCGAGUUCAGCAGCCUCCACGAACAGACCCCGCCCGAGAUCUACCCGUUCCUGCCGGGCAACCAGGAGCACCCGGAGCUGCGCAGCACGUACAGGGUGCCUGACGACCUGGAGCCCGGGCUGUCGGACCGGCAGCUGACCAAGGUGCUGCUCAACAUGUCGCUGGAGGAGUGCCAGCCGCUGCAGCAGUCGCCGGCGCCGGCCGUCAGGACCAAACGCAACAUCGCUGAUGUGCCGCCGGACGAGGCCGCCCGCCGCCUGGCCGAGCAGGAGCGUGACAACAAGUGGCAUCGCUUCACGGAGGGGCACCUCAUCCUCAAGCAGGGCCUCAUUGACAAGCGGAAGGGCCUGUUCGCCCGGCGCCGCAUGUUCCUGCUGACGGAGGGGCCUCACCUCUUCUACGUGGACCCGGUGCACAUGGUGCUCAAGGGCCAGAUCCCCUGGUCGCGCCACCUGCGCCCGGAGGUCAAGAACUUCAAACACUUCUUCGUGCACACGCCGGGCCGCACCUACUACCUCGAGGACACGGACGGCUACGCGCUCGAGUGGGUGAAGGCCAUUGAGGAGGUGCGGCUGCACGCGUAUGGCGAUUGACGCCGGCUCCCCGCUAGCUGCUGACGCUGGCGGGCCGGCUCCGGCGGCCACGGCCGA